Molecule: messenger RNA, 6998 nt
Organism: Cervus elaphus (red deer)
Lineage: Eukaryota; Metazoa; Chordata; Mammalia; Artiodactyla; Cervidae
Gene: SLC11A2
Product: solute carrier family 11 member 2
Exons: 17
Coding region: 622-2331 (569 amino acids)
Biological process (GO): metal ion transport
Cellular component (GO): plasma membrane
Molecular function (GO): cadmium ion transmembrane transporter activity; manganese ion transmembrane transporter activity; iron ion transmembrane transporter activity
Source: RefSeq, a predicted model, not a curated record
UCCAGGCCCAGGAACUUUUGUAGGGGCGUUGUCGCACUCCGUGUGUGAGAAGGGUGGCUGGCUGCUCGACGUCUGUUCGGUUUCAUAGGUUCCUGCUGUUACAGCUAUGUUUACUUUUGGAUGUUCUGUUUUUGUUUUUUGUUCAAUUGGUUUUCCCCAAUUCUCUUCAUAUAUCAGACUAUUUCAAAGAGCAUCAUUGAAGGAGAAGUUGAGUAACCUGGACUUGAGUUUUCCUGUGUGUAAAGUGAAGAUAUUCUCAUACCGUCCACUGCUUUCAAAAGAAGUGUUAAUGGAGUUAAGGGAAUAUGACACCUCUUUAAAGCAAAAAGCGAAAGCAAAAAUUCUAUGGAAUGCGAGGCAAGAGGAGACAGGUUUCCAGAAGCUUAUGCUGGCUGUAAUUCUAAUGAAUAUUGCUGCAAUUAGGGGACUUUGUGUUUCUCCCUUGACUCUUGUGGAAUCUGAACCCCAACUAGUUUGCAGCACUUCUUGGCUCUGUAAACCUUUGAGCAGGAUUCUUAGGCUCUUUUUUCUUUUGUUUCCACAUACUUAAAAUGGGAAUUGAUAAUAUCUUGAAGAGUUGGUGAGUCCUUUUCUAAGAACUCAGGCACUCAGGUAUCCACCAUGGUGUUGGGUCCUGAACAGAAGAUACCAGAUGAAGAUGCUUCUGGAGACCAUGGAGACUCUGCCAGUCUUGGUGCCAUCAACCCUGCCUACAGUAACUCCUCAAUUCCGCAGUCCCCCGGGGCGGGCUCAGCGGACCCCUUCACCACCUACUUUGAUGAGAAGAUUGCCAUUCCUGAGGAGGAGUACUCUUGUUUUAGCUUUCGUAAACUCUGGGCCUUCACGGGACCAGGAUUUCUUAUGAGCAUUGCUUACCUGGAUCCAGGAAACAUUGAGUCUGAUUUGCAGUCUGGAGCAGUGGCUGGAUUUAAGUUGCUCUGGGUUCUUCUGUUGGCCACCAUCGUGGGGCUCCUGCUCCAGCGCCUUGCAGCUCGACUGGGAGUGGUCACUGGGCUGCAUCUGGCUGAAGUGUGUCACCGCCAGUAUCCCAGGGUUCCGCGAAUCAUCCUGUGGCUGAUGGUGGAGCUGGCUAUCAUUGGCUCAGACAUGCAGGAAGUUAUUGGCUCAGCUAUUGCCAUCAAUCUCCUGUCUUUAGGAAGGGUUCCUCUAUGGGGUGGAGUUCUCAUCACCAUUGCAGAUACUUUCGUAUUUCUCUUUUUGGACAAAUAUGGCUUGAGGAAGCUGGAAGCAUUUUUUGGUUUUCUCAUCACUAUUAUGGCCCUCACAUUUGGCUAUGAGUAUGUUACAGUGAAACCCAGCCAGACCCAGGUCCUCAAAGGCAUGUUCCUGCCAUCCUGUUCAGGCUGUCGUACCCCACAGAUUGAGCAGGCUGUGGGCAUCGUGGGCGCUGUUAUCAUGCCACACAACAUGUACCUGCAUUCUGCCUUAGUUAAGUCCAGACAGGUAGACCGAGCCAAUAAGCAGGAAGUUCGAGAAGCGAAUAAGUACUUCUUCAUUGAGUCCUGCAUCGCGCUCUUUGUUUCCUUUAUCAUCAACGUCUUUGUCGUCUCCGUGUUUGCCGAAGCCUUUUUUGGGAAAACCAACGAGCAGGUGGUUGCAGUCUGUAAAAACAGCAGCAGUCCCCACACUCACCUUUUCCCAGAGGAUAACUCAACACUGGCUGUGGACAUCUACAAAGGGGGUGUUGUGCUGGGGUGUUACUUCGGGCCUGCCGCUCUCUACAUCUGGGCAGUGGGGAUCCUGGCUGCAGGGCAGAGCUCCACGAUGACAGGGACCUAUUCCGGCCAGUUUGUCAUGGAGGGAUUCCUGAACCUAAAAUGGUCACGCUUUGCCCGAGUGAUUCUGACCCGCUCUAUUGCCAUCAUCCCCACUCUGCUUGUGGCUGUCUUCCAGGACGUGGAGCAUCUAACAGGGAUGAAUGACUUCCUGAAUGUUCUUCAGAGCUUACAACUUCCCUUUGCUCUCAUACCCAUCCUCACGUUUACGAGCUUGCGGCCUGUGAUGAGUGAAUUUGCCAAUGGAUUAGGCUGGAGGAUUGCAGGCGGUAUCUUGGUCUUUAUCGUCUGUUCCAUCAACAUGUACUUCGUCGUGGUUUAUGUGCAGGAUCUAGGGCAUGUGGCAUUGUACGUGGUGGCUGCAGUGGUCAGCGUAGCUUAUCUGAGCUUUGUGUUUUACUUGGGUUGGCAAUGUUUGAUUGCACUGGGCAUGUCCUUCCUGGACUGUGGGCACACGUACCAUCUGGGAUUGACAGUUCAACCUGAACUCUACCUUCUGAACACCAUGGAUGCUGACUCACUUGUGUCUAGAUGACUGACAGCCUGAGGGACUAUAUAAGACCCACUUUCUCUUAGCCCUUUUGUGCCAAGUGUCCUGUUAACAUAUCUGUUUGUUCAGUGGUGAGUUUUGUUCAAACGUUUUGAACAAAAGGUAAAAAUUUCCUCAUGGGAAGGGUAUUAAAGCUGACAGCUGUGAAGUGUAGGUCAGAGACCCACCCACCUCACAAUAGCCCUACAACUGCCAGAGUUAAAUGAUUAGCCUAUGAUGGCCACACACCCCUAUGGGCUUGUGUCUGGACUUUUGGAAUUUUAAAAAUAUAUCUGUGUGUAUGUUUAUGUAAACCUGAACUUACUGGUUUGGGUAGAGUUUUAUAUAAAAAUGAUAUUUUGUAUUUUUUAAACAAAUUUGUUCAGAUAAAUCAUAUUUAUUUUGUCUAAAUCACAUGUAACAAAGGAAGAAGAGCGCUGCUCUUUUUCAGAAUGAACUGGUCAAAUAGACUGACUUUUAAAGUGAUACUUGACUGUGGCCAGUCAAACUUGACUUGGAUUCAAUCAACCAACCCUUGGUAACUGCUGGUACUAGCACAUCAUUUCCAAAAGAAGACAUUUCUUUUAUGUCUUAUUUCAUCCUGGUUGUUGGUGUGCUCUGUGAUUAUUAUUUUUCUCUAUUGUUGUUUUUCUUGAAUUUUUUUUCAGAGAUACGAUGGUAUUUUCCAAAGAGCUUAGUACCUAGUGACAACAUCCAGAAAUCAUACUUUAAUCAAUAAUCAGUUUUCCAUGCUGCAUUGUAACUCAGCCCAUUCUAGCACUUUAGGUAUAAAAAGAAUUCUAACAUUGAGCUUUAUAAAGCCCAACAUAAGGUAAUGGACGUAUUAGUUUUCUUUCUAACGUGUGUGUAGUCCCACCACGUCUUGUCUUCCCACUUUUCCUAUUAAUACUGCAGACACCAUUUCUAGGCCAAAGUCUAUUUCCUGGAGUGGCUGAUGUUUCUACUGCUGACUCUCCUAGGGAAUGCUAAGCAUUUUAAGUUUAUUUAUACCAAGUAGUAUGAGAUCAGACCUACGCUGGGACUUGGAGGAUUGGUCCACAUGUCAUACACUGCCUGCCCACGUAUGGGUUAUAGAUUUUUUUUGACUCUUCUUCCUAACCAGAAUUUUUUUCCAUAACAUUUUUAUAAUAAAACAUUUAAUACUUAAAACUUUCUGCAGAAAGUUUCUGCAUAUUGAUCUGAUUGAAAAGUUAGAACCUUUUCAACACCAGGCUCACACCUCUUCAUGAAAGUGCAGUUGGCUUACGCUGAAUGGCAGCUAUCCAUUUUUAAUGGAAUACAGUCCGUGCCUUCGCUCCUUUUCUUCCAGCCCCAAAGGCUUUGCGUUUGGAAACCCCGCAGGCUUUGUAUGUUUGAGCAUCAUUUUCCUCUUUCAGCAUAAACCUCACUGCCUUACUUUAAAACUUUGCACAUUUCAAUAAGACUUUAAAAAAAAAUCCAGACAUUGCCUUUGUCAUUUAUGAUUUGAUCCUGUAAGUGGCACGGAUUUUUUUCUGAUUCUUAAAAUUCCGUCAUUUCUAAUUUGUGACCCUUGAAACUUCUGAUAAGAGCAAUAGCCUUGCAACCCACGUUAGAGACCUUCUGAUCUUAAAAGUAAAACUGAAUUAACCUCAUUUAUCAGCUUUUAUUUGAAAAAAAGACUUAAAAAAUGAGUUUCAGUGUUUUGGUUUCUUUAUACAGAGACAGCAACUCUAUAUAUGAAUCAGUUUGUUGCAUUUUUUUCUCCCUCCCUGGGCAGUUCCAUUUCUCAGUCGUUUCAUUACCAGAGGAUGUUUGGGGAAAAAAAAAAAAGCAGAAAGAAUCCUGUUUUACAACUCAUAAAAAGAUAAGGUGGUUGGUUAAAUAGAGAUUAAGUACUUGAGGGGUUUCUGUAGCUUUUCUCCAUUUUUAAAUUGUAUGUUAUUAGGAACAGACUAGAGUUUACAGCAAAAAUUUAUCAGUUUACCUCUCAGGUCAUACAACUCCUGUAAUCGGAAAACUGUAUAAUAAAGCAAGCCGAAUCAUGCUAAAACCAGUGGAGGAGACUGAUGUCUAACAGUAAGUCUUGGACAAACGUUUUUGCUAAGUUAAUAUUUAAUCAUUCCUUAUGCUUAUAUGGAAAAUAAUAUAAUCAGUCUCCCUCCUUUUUUGACCCCACUGUGUGGAAUAUGGGAUUCCCCAUCAGAGAUUGAACUCACGCCCCCCGACCCCUGCAGUGGAAGUGCAGAGUGUUAACCACUGGACCACAAGGGGGAGUUCCAAUAUAUUCAAUCUCAAGAUUAACCUAGAUUCAUAUACUCACUCAGUUUCUGAGGUUUAACACUAUGGAGUCAAUUUGUAAAAGGAUACUCUGAUAGUAUAUAUCCAAGAUGUCAGAAAAAUGCAAUUGAAUAGUUGUUACUGAACAGCUGCUGCUAUAUAACUGUGUGCUGGCCUAAUAAAAAAGUAGUCAGAGCAUACCCAAUAGUCAGGGAGGCAUCAGAGGUUAUAGCAGCUGAUAAAAAUAGCCUCAAUUUUAAACAUUAUGAUAUUAAACACCGAGCCUUUGUCCCAGAAAUAUUGUACAAAUUCAGGUUUGUAUCUGUUUAUAGGGUCUUCCCUCAAUGACCUCCCCUGUUUGGCCAAGCUAAUGUUGGUAAAUGGGCUUCCUGCAUACUUUUCUCCAUAAAUGAUUUUACAUUUUAAUUUAAGCAUAAUUUUUGAGCUCUUAUGUAUAGCUACUUUUAAUAUUUUUCAUUGCUUUUUUCAAGCAAUAAAUACAUUAGUACUUUCAGAGUAAGAUUAUCACAAAGUUCUGGGAUCUUUUGUGUUUUGAGAAGAGCCCAUUUCUGAGUUAACACUUCAGUUCAUCUAUUUUUAAUGCUGAGCAUGUUUUGGGAGAGGGGGAUGUUUCUGGUAGCCUGAUUAGAAGUAUCUUCAUUGUGUAAUCAACAUGAAGGAUGACAUUUCUGUGCCAGAGGUCUUAAAAUUUCCUGAUUUCAUGGAACAUAUUAGAGCCAACUGCUGGAAUGUUUACUCCAGUGAAGUAGCGUAGUUGCAUUCUUUCCUCGCCUGUUUUCUAAAGAGGACAGUGUUGACUGAAACAUGUCUGUUUGUUGGUGGCACUUGAAGAGCCUCAUAGUAGGUACACAUGGCAACUCUAAAAAUAAUUACCCUGAGCCAGUAGAGAAGAGUGUAUAUAAUACACAGAACAAUGAGUUAAUGUCUAGAAUGCAGAUAUAUUUUCAAUAUUGUUGCAUCUUUCCCUUCCCCAGAUACUAGACUUGACCUUCCAGUCAGAGUAUUUCUCCACUACAGAAAACAUAAAGAAGAGGAAAGCAUCACCACAGAUCAUAUUGCAUUUUAGUGCACUUUUUGUUUUUUUACACCACAGAUCAUAUUACAUGCAUUUUAGUGCACUUUUUAUUUUUUUACCUUGGCAUUCUUGAUUUUAUCUCAGUGGGUACUUUUUUUUUUCCUUUGGUUUUCUUUCCCAGAAGCGCCUGGCAGGCCCUCCAGUCCAUGGGGUCACAACGAGUCGAACACGACCGAGUGACUAAGCGCAUUUCUUUCCCAGGCCUGGAGUCAGAAUAAAUCUGAGGCAUAAUGGUUAUGACUUCAAUAAGGUGGAACUAGUUUUUAGAACCCUAGGCUUACAGAGGAGCUUGAGGCCUCGGGUAUACUUCACAUUUAUUAUCUUCUCUGUUUCCUGUGUUUUCUGCAGUAUCGUACCAGAUUAGCAGCAGCACAAAUGGACUAAAUCUUUCCGCUCCCACAACACUGCCAUUUGAGGUAAAAGGGAUAUUUUUUUUUGGAGUUUACCUCUGUACUCCAGACAUACUUUCGAGAAGUAUAAAGAUGAAUACACAAAUAUUUAAAUGUUAGACAUUUAUGUUUGUGGUAAAUUAGUCAGGUUUCUGUAUAAGAGUGACGUGCACAGUGGUGAACCAUUUUUUUUUUUAAUUUCACUGAGCCCCAGGCAGCGCGCUAACCUGUGCUAACCUGCGUGUGUCCCUCUGCUUGUCUGGUACACUCCCACACGUGGCCUCCCAGCUGAACCAAAAUUAAAUAACAACAUGGCCAUUCAUUCGCCUCUGAUGUAAUUUUUGCCCAUUCUAAAAAGGAGUUAAUGAAAGCCUCAAUUACCCUGCCCUGUUUGGAGAGAAUUAAGUGAUGAAUAGAGCGUCAUGUCUAAUAUGGAUAGUGAAAAUUUUUCUGUAGCGACCUAAUUUUCAGAUUGAUUUGGCAUAAUAUAGAUUAUUUUCUGCUGUUAACUAGAAAAUAAAAAUUUUAAAAGUCAGAAAAUCAUGUCCUAGGUUCUAAAGGACAUCAACAAAGAUAUUUUUGAGUUGACUAUUUAUGAUAGUUGAUUUGGAAAUCAACGUCUUAAAAAAAUUGAAGGCUGUGAGAAUUCUGACUGAAAUUUCUGCAGUAUAAUUUGCUACAUAUUGAAAAUUCAUUUUUUGUAAGUACUUUUCAGAAGACUUCUUAUUUUUCUUAUAUGUGGCUUCAUUUUUUGUAAUCCUUAUAGAGUAGAGAACACCUAUAAGCAAAAAGUUGUAUAUCAAUAGAGUAUGGAUAGGAAACAAACACUGAAUUUCAUCACUUGUAUUUUUUCUAAAACAAUUGAAAGCAAACAUCCUCUAUCUUAUUAUUUUUUGGCUUGGAUCAUACAGCUGACUCCAGAACUGGGG